Lobosporangium transversale is the source of this 2281-nucleotide messenger RNA. RefSeq lists its product as hypothetical. The transcript has 4 exons. Lineage: Eukaryota; Fungi; Mortierellomycota; Mortierellomycetes; Mortierellales; Mortierellaceae. The record is from RefSeq and is a predicted model, not a curated record. Bases 43 to 2049 code for a protein of 668 amino acids.
UUUUUUUGCUUUUCUUUUCCUUCCUUCCCUUUUCGGUGAACAAUGACGACUACCACUCAGUUCACUGAUACGCCUGUCCUGUCAGGAGAAGGUCAUGGUAUCACCCAUAGGACGGACACUACUCCAGUAACAAUGUCUUUUGCAACAGAUCCACAACACCGACAUUCACAACAAAUGCCCAAUUCGCCAGCAUCACCGACGCGACCAUAUCCAAUAAUAACUAGAUCUUCUGAUGUUCAACAUCCACAGCAAUCACAAUCCAUCGCACAAGCAGGCAUUGUUUCUCCUGGAGUCACGUUUGCAGACGAUCACUGUGAGCAGUAUGACUCAGACAUGGAGGCAGAACUGGAUAUGGAUCAGUCACAAGAGACCUUACACGAAGGCCAGAUUCUCAAGUCUGGAUAUCUUAUUAAAAAAGGCGAACGUAUCAAGAUUUGGAAGAAGAAAUGGUUCGUACUUCGAACCUCAAAGCUUGCAUACUACAAGGACAGUAAGGAGUAUGUGCUCCUUAGAAUUAUCGACAUCAGGGACAUUCACAAGGCAGCAGAGGUGAUGGUCAAGAACAAAACGGGUGUCUUUGUGAUCCUCACACCCAAACGCACGUUCACUGUACAGGCCGAUAGUGUGGCUGAAAUGGAGGAGUGGAUUCAGGCAAUCAAUCAGGCUAAGAUGCAAUACGACUUGACAUCAAGCUCAGAUAUUGAACUUUCGCAUCCGGGAUCAAACGCUCAACAGGAGGUACAGUCAAGCUCCGCACCUCAAUUAGGAUCAAAAAAAUCUGACGCACUUUUAUCACGUAGACCACCCAACCCGAUGUCAAUCUCGGAUUCAGGACUGCUGGCGCUCGGACAGACAGGAAGGAAUUUGUCACCUCCAUCUCCACUCUCUCGUAAUCCAGAUCAGAGGCUCUCUGGGCUUUCUCUAGGAAUCAUGAGCCAAUCAGCUGGGCAAAUGCCAGCAAUUGUCUCGCCUGGGAAUAACAAUAGUCACGUUGUUAACACUGGUACGAGCGGCAGACAUCUACAGCCAAACAGCAAUAGGACGGGCGACGGCUUGUCUCUCAUCACAUCAGGAACACAGGCUAUUCGCAUUGGUGGCCUCGCAUCACCCUCAUCCCCUGCUGCCCGGCAGGGACACCAUGACCCUAACGAACUCCCUGCAAAUUCGUUUUCGUCGAAUCAAUCUUUCAUUGUCUCUCCUUGUACACCCAAUUCACCAGGGUUUGGAUCUGGAGGAGAUCAAUUUGGCAUGGGGGACCACAACGUGUCGUCUGAGGAAGAGGACGUGGCAGAUGAUCCUACAGUCUUGGAGGCUGGGCGUGUAGCAGCAGCAGCAAAUGCUCCAGGAUCAGGCUUAGUUACUGGAGAACAGCUUGAGAGCAAGGUUGUUCGACAAGGUUAUCUCCUGAAACUUGGCAAGACAUACAAGACAUGGCGAAAGAAAUGGUUUGUGCUCCGUGGCGAUAAAUUGACAUAUUACAAAAACGCAAAGGAGUAUCAACCACUUGGGAUCAUCCCACUAUCGACCAUUAUCGAUAGUCUACAGACUGAUCCUGUUUCGAAGCAUAAACAAUAUUGCCUACGCAUUGUCACCAGUAGCAAGAAGAGCAUUGUUUUGUGUGCGCCGGAUGAGGACACUCUUCUUCAAUGGAUAGACGCUCUCCAUGUGGAGUGUGCACGCGUCACCAGAGAGGCCAAGAGUGAACAGAAUCAACAUUCUACUGCAGCAGAUGAUGAUAUUUUAUCGGAUUCAAGGGCCAUCGGCAGAGUCGCCCAUAUGGAUCAUAAUCCUAUUUCCCCUCGACUGCAUCAGCACAAUGAGGGAUCCUCUUCCAAUGGCGGUAGUGGCAUACUUAAUUCUAAUGUACAGCUGAAUAAGGCACUGAAUCUGGAAUGCAGAACAGAUGGUCAUAGCACAGGUGUCACUUCACCGACAAGAGCGCUUCCUGGCCUUUCAAUGAGCUUUCAAUCGCCGCCAUCAUCACGUCCAUUGCAUGAGGGUAGCACGCCAACAACGCGCAACCCACCUACGGUGACUUUUAAUAUUUAAAUUUGUCUUUAUAGUUAUUAUUAUUAUUAUUAUUAUUAUUACUUUUCUCGUCUUUUAUUGUAUUACCAUACCUUUUGUUACUUUGUCGUCUAGUCCUUUACAUAGUCUCUCGUUUUUAAUGUCUUUCAAUCGUAUUCUAUACAAUAAUGUUUCCCUUUCCUAUUCUCCAUAAUAAUAAUCUUGAUAAUAACAACCAUGCAGUAAAUAUCAAUAAACAAAUAUUGGAACUGGG